Messenger RNA from Physeter macrocephalus (sperm whale), 2796 nucleotides. RefSeq names its product LDL receptor related protein 11 (gene LRP11). The record is from RefSeq and is a predicted model, not a curated record. Bases 1 to 1032 code for a protein of 343 amino acids. Gene Ontology annotation, molecular function: protein binding. Lineage: Eukaryota; Metazoa; Chordata; Mammalia; Artiodactyla; Physeteridae. The transcript has 7 exons.
AUGCGAUUCAUACUUGGGAACCCAAGUAUCAGCAGCCCCACCCGCACGGUGCCCUGUGGCUCCUCCCUGACCGGCCGAGCUGGAAGGUGCCGGGCCUCUACUCCACACCGCUCCUCAGGACACAGACUUGUAUCCCUGACAAACCCAGAAAAGGACGAGCCUCCACUUAGCAAGGCCGGGCAAGAUGUUGUUUUGCAUCUGCCCACAGAUGGAGUGAUUCUGGAUGGCCGUGAGAGCACAGACGACCACGCCAUCAUCCAGUAUGAGUGGACACUGCUGCAGGGUGACCCGUCAGUGGACAUGAAGGUGCCUCAGUCUGGAACCCUGAAGCUGUCCCACCUCCAGGAAGGGACAUACACCUUUCAGCUGACAGUGAUGGACACUGCUGGGCAGAGGAGCUCUGACAACGUCUCGGUGACCGUGCUUCCCGUGGCCUUCUCCACAGGAGGAUGCUCGAAUGUUUGCUCGCGCUACCACUUCUUUUGUGAUGACGGCUGUUGCAUUGACAUCACGCUGGCUUGCGAUGGAGUGGAGCAGUGUCCUGAUGCGUCUGAUGAAGCUUUCUGUCAAAAUCUGAGCCUUGACCGCAAGAUGGUGACCCACACGGCUAUGGCACAGCCUAGACCCACUGGGCCAAGCAAAGGUGCAGACAGGGCCUCCUUGCGGGAAAAGUCGCAGAAAGCCACCGCCCCGAAACAGCCACCUGCGUCAUCAACCGCGGAGAAGAGGAAUCAUUCUGCCUUUUGGGGCCCAGAGAGUCUCAUUGAUCCUGGGAUGGCAGAUAGUGGUUCCUCAGGGAAGCACAGAAAAGAGGAAAAUUAUAUUUUUGAGUCAAAGAGCAACCGAGGAGGAGGGGAACACCCAGCCCCAGAAGCAGGUGCAGUGCUACCCCUGGCCCUGGGUUUGGCUAUCACUGCUUUGCUGCUUCUCAUGGUUGCUUGUCGACUACGGCUGGUGAAACAGAAACUUAAAAAAGCUCGUCCCAUUACAUCUGAGGAGUCUGACUACCUCAUAAAUGGGAUGUAUCUAUAAUAAGUGUAAUUUAAAUAGCUGAGGGCAAGGACAUGUUUCACUUAUGAUUUGUAUAUAUUUUGGGUUCUGAUAUUUAUAACCUCUUCUGUUUUUUGUUUUGUUUUAACCUCUUCUGUUUAACUAAGAAAACUACCGAAAACCCUGAAGAUUCUGCAAAUACUAAACCUUUGUUUUUAUUUAUUGAUUUUCCUUGGGAAGUAUGUGAAAUAUUUUGAAAUUUAGAGAGGAGUCCAUAUGAUUAAAGACCUUUACAAAUCUAAUUCUGAUUUACAUAAGCUGUCCCUAAAAACAAAUUUGCAAUUAGCCAAGGCAGAAAAUUCAGAGUCUCUAGAGGUUCCUGAGAAAGGCAGUGUUAACUCUUUACUUUCUAGAAGCCAGCCAUUGGCAGUUUAUACCACCCCACUUCCCUUGCCCCGUGGCCCUCCCAUUUCUCACUUUAAGCUUCCAGUGUUCUCCUUUCUCUUCUCCUCUUCAAAACCUAUUUCUGAGGAUGGAGCUCAAGUGAGUGUACACCUUCAAUGAGAUGUUACCCGCGGCAGGAAUAUCUAAGUUAUAAACCUAAUGAACAGGUCAAUAAGGCCUAGGGAAGGUGAAUAUGAGUUCUUCCCAAUGCCUGACAUCGUGUCAUGUAGGUAGCUGCUUCAUUCUCCCAGAGGAGAAUGACUCAGACUUUGAAUUACAAAUAGCUCUAACAUGGUCAUGGAAGCAGAGAACCUGGCAGGUCAAAAAUUUUAACAGAAACCUAGCUGAGGGAAAAAUGAGCAAGGAGGAUGAUUAGUUCUUGUAUCUGCUCAACACUGCCCGAUGGUCCAGAACACAGCAGCUCAUUUAUAUAGUCACUGGUUUUCAGCAUUAGUAUGUGUUGAUGGAAGAAAAAAACUGCAUUCAAAUAGAAAAACAGAACACUGAAUGGAUUUCUGGGUACAGCUUUUGUAAAAAUGUCACAUGUUUAAGUAUCAGCGGUUCUUCCAUUCAGUGGAGUGAUGCAGUUUUUCCGUUAUUUAUUUAAUGCUCUAAAAUGUUACAGUGUGCACACAGCUAGUGCCAGGCUUAGGUACUCCCAGAGCAUAAGGGAGUUUUGCACAAAUCCAUCUUUACAGAAAACCAGCAUCUAGCUUAGCAUCUUUUACCUUUUAAUCUGUAGGAUUUUAAAGGCAUAUUAUUUCCACCCUUGCUUAAUGCUGGGACUAUGCACAUUCUAGAAAUUAUUCUACUGAGAGGAAUGUAUAAUGUGAUGUUCCUAUUCACAUAAUAGGUUUUUUGUUUUUUUUUUUACCAUAAGUGGCAAAUCUUUUAAAAUACUUGAAAACCCUCUAGAAAACUAUUUUUAGACUGAACCUGAUGUAAGUUGUUCCUUUAACAAAGACUUAAUUUGGGUCGGAGAUAUACAUUAACAAAUGGAUAGUUAGUUCUAGGAAAACAAAGAAAUUGCUUAUUUUUAUUUCCUGAGAAACGCGAGCAUGAAUUUUAGAAUUGAGCAAAGAUUUCAAUUUCUCCUUAAGGAGUUUAGAGAAAUGACUGUGUGAAUGAACCUAAGAUGUCUGUACUCUGUAUGUGAUGCUGUGCAGUCUGUUUUUAUAUAGAAGGACGUCACCUACAGCCAUAUCCAAUAAAAUAAAAACUGAUGAGGCAUGCAUCUUUCAGCACAUCUUUUAUACAUGAAGAAACUAAACACAAUUUAGUAUUGCUGUGGUGUUGAAACACUUGAUAAAAGAUGUCCCAUACCUAUGUGUACAAUAUUCUUUAAUAAAUUUUGUUAUAUUC